Sporothrix brasiliensis 5110 is the source of this 1626-nucleotide messenger RNA. RefSeq lists its product as uncharacterized. The transcript has 2 exons. Lineage: Eukaryota; Fungi; Ascomycota; Sordariomycetes; Ophiostomatales; Ophiostomataceae. The coding region runs from base 1 to 1626 and encodes 541 amino acids. The record is from RefSeq and is a predicted model, not a curated record.
AUGGCUGGAAAGGCCAAGAAGAAGGCGGCAAAGGCCAGCAAGAUGUCCUCCCAAGAUGCCCCUGCCUCUCCCGUCGACAAGAAUGAGCCCCAUGUUGCCAUUGAUCCCAAUAUCGACAAUCCACAGAGCAAGGCUUCGCCUGAAGCCACCGACACGACCACUCGCGGUACAACACGACAGAGUCGUGUCGCCCUUCGACUCGCGGGUCCAGUCACGCCCAUAAAGGGCAUGAUGCAAAUUCCGGCUUUGACACCCACUCUACGCCAAGCCAUGUCCGCUAAAGACGUGGCCGAGCAUGAGGCAAUACAGAAGACACCCCUCUGUUCCCAGACGCCUGACGAGAAGGCCGAAGACGAUGGAAGCGUUGCGAAGAUUAUCCGCGCUUUUCGAAAUAUGAAGGAGGAUGAGCGAGUUCUCGCUGGCAGGUAUGCGGACAUGACAAACAAGAUCGUCUCUCUCAAAGAAAAAUGGAAGGAGGGCGGCAUUAACCUGCCUACGGCCCGGUACAAGACUGAGAUGGCGCCUUACCUCGCCAAACAAAAGGCCAUGGCCAUUUCACUGUCGGUCCUGCGAUCCAAAAGCACCGCGCUGGUGAGCGGCUGGGCCACCGACAUCGUGUCGGAGAGAAUUAAGCGGGACGUGGACGAAGACUGGGUGAUGAUUGACGCUGUCUUGCGUUGCUACCCGGAGCUUGAGGGUGCCCGCAAAACUGUCUGCGCCUUCCGCGCCGAAAUGCAGAGGAACCAGUUUCGUAAGAAACUGUUUGGCUCUUAUGGCGGCGACGCACUCUACGACGGCAAGCUCAUAUACUGCCCUAUUGCGCACACCCACAUGCCCGACGUCACGGUGGCUCACAUUGUUAAUGCUAGUGUAGGUCCGAAGACGGCCGAAGCAUUAUUUGGUGAGCGCCAGGAUUUUCUCUGGAAUCCGCAGAACGGCCUGCUCGUGUGCAAAGGCUACAAGGAGCUGCUAGAUAGCGCCAAGGCCAUUAUCCUGCCCGCGAGCGAUGACCCUAAGGAGACCGAGUUUGUCCUGCACCUUCUGACAAGGAACCUUGGGGAGCGCAACGCCAUUUUGUGGACAUACGAGGACCUCCACCGCCGACCGCUCAAGUUUCUGAACGGUUUCCGCCCCGCCAGGACGUACCUCUACUUCAAGGCUAUUGUCUCUCUUUUGCGUCGCCAGCGCGUCGAGAUCGACGAAUGCUGGGCUGACCUUGACAACCUCCCGCCCUUAGCCAAGACAUAUUGGGGCAGUCCCGGCAAGUACUUGCGCAACUCCAUCUUGUAUGUCUUUGCCCGCGAGUACGGUAUUCUCACGGCGGCAGACGCCAAGCUUUUCUGGGGAGUUGGCGCGGCCGAUGUCAUUGCCGACCUCAGCAUUGAUGACAAGAAAAUGGCACAAGCGCUCGCGACGCAGGCCACUGCCGCCGUGUUUGCCCGGGAGGACGAGGAGAAAGAUAGUGGCGACGACUAUGACGACGAUGACGACGAUGACGAUGACGACGAUGAUUACAUCGACAGCGGCAGAGACAGUGACAGAGACGUCGGCAAGGGAAAAGGAAAGGCUAAGACCAAGGGCAAAGGCAAGAAGACGGCCGACAACAACGACCCACUCCUUGCCUAA